This is a messenger RNA of Heterocephalus glaber (naked mole-rat), 812 nucleotides long. It is a transcript of the gene Smim24, whose product is annotated as small integral membrane protein 24. The record is from RefSeq and is a predicted model, not a curated record. NCBI's taxonomy places the organism in Eukaryota, Metazoa, Chordata, Mammalia, Rodentia, Bathyergidae.
GGGGGAGCGGGGCGGGACGGAAGGAGGGCGGCCCUCCACUGCAGCCCCUUAUCUCUCCUGGCAACCGGGGCUCGCUCACACCGGGCUGGCGCGGACCUGUCGCUGGAGGCCAUGAGCGCCCUGGGGAUGCUGCUCGUGCUGGCGACCUUGCUCCUGCCGUCUGUCCAGGCCCAGCAGGCCACAGAACGUCACCUGAAGCCAUGGCUGGUGGGCCUGACGGCGGUUGUGGUCUUCCUGUUCAUCGUCUUCGUGCUCUUACUGGCCAACCGCAUCUGGUGCUCCAAAGCCAGAGCCGAGGAUGAGGAGACCACCAUGAGAAUACAGCCCAACCCUUACGAGAGCAUGGGCCCAAGGAAAGACAGCAAGAAGGAGAAGAAACAGAAGAAAAAGGAGAAAGGAGGGGAGAGCAAUUUGGGAUUGGAGCUGGAAGAGAAAGAGCCCGAAGAGUAUGAAGAGAUCAAGACGAGUAUGUGAAGAUGCCCUGUCACUACUCCUGGCAGGGGCCCCCCCGGAGUGGCACUUUCCCACCCAGUGAGCAGCACCCCAAGCUUGAAGGCAGCGAUGCCAACUGGGAUCCGAUUAUGGAGACCUCAGGGCAGGGUUCUCCGGGACCCGGUCCCACUGGUGAUUCUUAUGCUUGGAGAGUAUCCCUGCCUGGAGAAGCUGCUGUUUCCCCACAGUUCAUGGCUCUGCGGGAUUUAUUUUCCCUCUGCCUGAUCUCUUUUGGCCAGAACGUGCCUGUCUCAUGCAGCCUUAGGGCCAUAUCGGCUAAAGGCUCGCUGUUGAGGCCCCCAAUAAAAAAAUCAGUCUGA